Molecule: messenger RNA, 513 nt
Organism: Impatiens glandulifera
Lineage: Eukaryota; Viridiplantae; Streptophyta; Magnoliopsida; Ericales; Balsaminaceae
Exons: 1
Coding region: 38-430 (130 amino acids)
Source: RefSeq, a predicted model, not a curated record
GUAAGCCCCUGCCCUGAUCUUCCCCCAAAACCAAGAUAUGGCAUCUACAUGCAUAUCAAGGUGCAUCAACGACGUGGCACAGACUGAUCCGGCAGCAGUGGUGGUCCGUGCCACAUUCAAAAAUCUGUACAAGUGGCCGGAGUCAGAUGCAGAGUUCCUUAAGUCCGUGAGCUCGAACAAGCCCCAUCUCGGGCAGCCCAGGGUAGUGGACAGUAUCUCGUGUAGGCAGAUGUAUCUCAAGAGUUACACUUUCUCCAGGGACGAUGACCACAAGGGACCAGUCAGGGAGAUCAGGAUCCGAUCCCGUAGUAGUCGCAGAGCCAAAACCGUGACUGCCUCCAAGAGCUUCAAGGAAGCAUCCUUGGCUGCGCUACAAUCUGCCUUCGGGAGGUUGCUUUCUUGUACCACUAAGAUUGACGUGGUCAGUUGAUCCUAGCUAUAAUUAUUGUUGUGUUUUCAUCAAUUGCUUUGAUUCUCUUUGAUAAGAAAUAAUUUAUUGUGAUUUGUGGUUAA